Daldinia decipiens is the source of this 2401-nucleotide messenger RNA. RefSeq lists its product as uncharacterized. The transcript is spliced from 2 exons. Lineage: Eukaryota; Fungi; Ascomycota; Sordariomycetes; Xylariales; Hypoxylaceae. Gene Ontology annotation, cellular component: lipid droplet. Bases 259 to 2055 code for a protein of 598 amino acids. The record is from RefSeq and is a predicted model, not a curated record.
CCACAGGGGUCUGGCCAUAGCGUCAUCCUAUUAACGCCCCAUUGCCCCAUUGACGAAACCGCAGCCUAACAAUUAAUCAAACCUAGUAACUCACCAAUCAACCACGCAACCACGCAACCACGCAACAGUAGAGUUUCACACCAACACCAAGCCCAAUUGCGUAUCCCGAAUUAAAAAAUCCCAAAUUAAGAAUCCCAAAUUCCAAUCUUUGCGAAUUUUGAUAUAUACCAACUCGAGGGGCUCAAACCCAAGCAAAUCAUGGCGGCAUCCCGCCGCGGCCAGCCCGAGCUGCAGGUCCGCCUUCCCUCGGCCCAGAACGCUGCGAUUCCCGAAUUACCUCCCAUAUCCGCCCUGUUUCUGAUCGACUUCGACGUCAAGGCCGGGUAUACCAUCUCGUGGAAGGCUUCUGGGCCUGGGGUAGAGCUCGAGGGCGUUGUCGAAUAUAAGUCCCUGCCUUCGGGACUACAUACCGUUUCGGAGGACUUGAUCUACUUCGUGCACGAUGGGUAUGCGGGGUUGAGCGCCUUCGUCAAUGCGCCUGUUGAGGAUAGCGAGGUGCGGAAUGCUAGGAUGUUGGCGGUGGGUGUGCUGGUGCCGCUGAGUUACGGCCGGUUGGGAAGAGCUUGGAGACAUGCUGAGGGCUUGAAGACAAUGGCAUCGACAUUUGCUACCAGUGCCAAGGACAUCGGUAUAUUGGAAGAGUACUGGCAGAAGCACCAGGCCAAGGAAGAAUCAGUUGCGCCGGUCGAAACUGUCGAGUCGCCAUCUAUUGUCUUUCAACAACCGCCGAAGCAAUUUCAAGGCCACGCUAGGAAUCGUUCGGCCUCUGAUGGAGCAGCUUUACUACCGCCUGGCCAUAGACUAUCCGCCUACCAUCCUGCCUGGAGUUUGACAAAGCUGCUGAACACAUUUGGGCCCCUAAUAUUUCCAAUAUACCGUGCUGCGUUGUUGCGCAAGCGCAUUUUAAUAUCAUGUCACGCACCCGUACAAGAAGCUUGUAACUUCGUUUACGACAUAUCUAUUCUAUCCAAUAUCCCACAGCCAAUAUUCGACCUCUUAUCCCCUAGCUCGCCCCCCCACCGCUUACGACCCCUCUUCACCAUCGGCGUCCACGAUAUCCCCUUCCUCGUUGAGGACUCUAAGCCCAGACGCAACAGCGACGAGUCCCCGGAAAGCGAUCAUGAGGCGGGAACUGGUUGGAUAGCCUGCACGACGGAUAGUAUCCUCGCCAUGAAAGAUACGCUCUGGGACGUCCUCGUCACCCUACCAGCUCCGCACUCCGCCAAAGCAGCGCGGCGCAUCUGGCCUAAGAUCGAGGGGUCGGGCGGUAUUCCAAUCCGCGCCUCACAGCGGGACCUGCGGCGCUUCCGCUCCCUCGAGGCCGGACUGGCCCGGCUAUCCUCACAAUCUAGCUCCGGCGCGUCACCCACCACGCCUCGAGACCCUACUGCGACUAACAACCCGUUUUUUGAUGAUGCAGAGGAGAAGGAGGUUGUCGAACCCCUCAGCUGGACCGCCCUUGCCUAUAAUGGCUUCAUGUGGUGGGCCUCGGCCGGCGAGCAAGCCCUCACAGAAAGAGCCGAGGAAUCAGCCCGCGACGCCGAGCUCCUCGCCGACAUGGCCGGUUCACCAUCUUCCUCUUCCGCAGUCCGAAUGGAGGCCCCCCUUCUCUCCGCGUCCGUCGCCUCACUGCCACCUGCCGAUCCCGACGAGGCGCGCACAGAACUCGCGCUUAUCGCGUAUUUCCACCGGCUUACGAUGCAGGUCCUCGGCACGCUUGCGGACAUCGUCGAGAGCGACGAGGACGACGGGGAAGACGGUUCCAGGGGCGAUAACGACGACGACGACGACGGUACUGCCGCGCUAAUAGACGACGAUGACGCCGCGGAGGGCCGGGGCGUGCGCGUAAGCAGUGAGGAUGUCGCGCGCAUGGGCCUCGACGUGUGGAGCGCUGCGGACGCGGCGUUUGUGACGGCGGCUGUGGAGGCGUAUUUUGGUCGUAGGGCGUAUGUGGAGGGGAAGGGGGUUGAAGUUUGUGGUGUUAGAGUAUGUUAGUGGUGGAUGGAUGGAUGGACGGGUGAGUAGGUUUAAUGGUCGUGAAAUACGGGGUUUGACGAGCUACUUCGCGGGUAGUAAUAGUGGUACGAAGUGAGGAAAGGAGAUGAUGCUCCGUUGUAUAUUAAUAUUGUCCUUCUCGUGAACUGGUCACGAGAUAGGAUAGGAUAGGAGGUUAGGUACCUACCUAGUGUUCGUGUUCGGGACACGGGAGACCCUCAUAUUGUCUUAACCUAGGUAGGUACUGGGUCGCUCGCUGGUGUGUUAUCUGUACCUAUAUUAAUUAGUUCGUGUGUGCCUCGUAUAAAGGCCUCGGAGAUGGGAAUUGAAUAUAUUACAAAGCAAA